UCUCAUUGGAAGUCCUAAAAAGCACACUAUAAUUUGUUUUCUUUUAUUUCAAGUUCUGCAAUUAUAUCAUUUUUAAUUGAAGUUUCAAUAAUUCAACUUGGAUUCUCUUCUUUGUUCUUUCCAGUAUUUUUUUGUUAAAAGAAAUGUCUAACAAUUAUGACAACUGGGAAAGGCUUGUGGUAGCUGUGCUUCGGAGAGAAAAGGAUCGGCAAUUGGCUUUGGCUCCCUCGAGGGAAUCAAGCAUAAGCUCCGUGUCCUCUAGUUUCAACUUUGGACUGGAUUUUCCAGUUCAUGAGCAGAGUCUCCAAUUUGAAGCUUCCUCCAGUAAAGUGAAUGAAACGGAUCGGGAGAGAUUGUUUCCAUCUGCAACGAGCAGCAGUCCAGGACUUAGCCAGUUUUUUGCUGCAGCAAGCGAUGAUACGUGUGUUUCUGGAGAGAGAUUGCCAAUACCAAAUUUGGAGAUUUAUCGCUUUACUGAAUUGAAAAGGGCCACGAAGAACUUCAAGUCUGAAAUGAUGCUGUGGUCGGGGCGUGUUGGAACUUUAUUUAUGGGUUGGAUGGACUCUGAUACACUUGCACCGUCUACAGAUGGUACCAGAAUGACGGUUGCCAUUAUUAAAUUGAACCCUAAUAUCAUACCAAAUUUUGGAGAAUGGGAGAGAGAAGUGAACUAUUUAGGAAGGCUUUCACAUCCCAACUUCGUCAAGCUCCUUGGAUACUGUUGGGAAGAUAAAGAGCGUUUACUUGUAUAUGAGUUUAUGCAGUGGGGAAGCCUGGCAAACCAUCUAUAUAGUUCUAUGGAAAGCCUGGCAAACUAUCAACUUAGAAGAAGCCAUUUAUCGUGGGACAUACGACUUAAAAUAGCUAUAGGUGCUGCUCGGGGCCUAGAUUUUUUGCACACUUCAGAUAACCAAGUCGUCUACAGAGACUUUAAGUCUUCCAGCAUACUGCUUGAUGGGAAUUACAAUGCGAAAAUAAUGGACUUUUUCUUGGCAAGAUCAUGGCCUUCAGAGGAGAAUUCAUACUUAGAAACCCCAUACGCUGCUCCUGAAUAUGUUGCAACAGGUCUUCUCGAUGUAAAGAGUGAUGUGUAUGCCUUUGGCUUGGUGCUGCUUGAGAUGUUGACAGGCUCACACGUGCUAAAUAUUGAAAGACCUAAAGGCGAGCAAAAUUUGAUUGAUUAUGCUAAACACCUCUCUCGGAAAAGGAAGCUAAUGACCAUUAUGGAUCCAUCGAUGGAAGGUGAAUAUUCUUCAAAGGCAGCAUUACAGGCCGCUCGGCUCAUUUUAAGAUGCCUUGAACCAUUACCCAAUAAGCGGCCUUCAAUGAAAAAAGUUGUGGAGGAGUUGGAACAAAUUGCAGGCGAAACCUUUGGUUUCUAAAAGUAAGUCCAUGCAUCGAGUUUUUAACAUAUCAAAUAUUCCCUAUUCCCGUGUACCUUGAAUCUACUUGUAGUUGCUUAUUUGGUAUGUUCGGACCUGCUCUGGUUGCAUUUUCAAAUAUUGUCCGGAAAGAUUUGAUCCUAAUUGGCAGCUUUUUUGGAGUUUAGUAGUUCAUUUUCUUCGAACCCUAUAUGCAUAUAAUAAGUUUGGUUGAACCAUUGGAAAGCUAUUAUACCUGCAGUUUUAUCCAUCAAUCUUAUAUUCGAUGGCACAGUCGUCUUUUCAUAAUGUUCUUAGCAAAAAAAUAAAAUAGAAUUAGUGCUAAGGUACACGCAUUUUAUUGUUCAUUUUAACUUCUUUAAUAAUGUCCAGUCCCCUUUAAUCCUCUUCAUGGGUGUCCUCUACCCUUCAUUUAUGUUAGAAGAAGUGUACUUGAUU
Molecule: messenger RNA, 1820 nt
Organism: Olea europaea var. sylvestris
Lineage: Eukaryota; Viridiplantae; Streptophyta; Magnoliopsida; Lamiales; Oleaceae
Product: probable serine/threonine-protein kinase PIX13
Exons: 5
Coding region: 144-1382 (412 amino acids)
Biological process (GO): protein phosphorylation
Molecular function (GO): protein kinase activity; ATP binding
Source: RefSeq, a predicted model, not a curated record